Molecule: messenger RNA, 1575 nt
Organism: Psilocybe cubensis
Lineage: Eukaryota; Fungi; Basidiomycota; Agaricomycetes; Agaricales; Agrocybaceae
Exons: 14
Coding region: 1-1575 (524 amino acids)
Biological process (GO): chitin catabolic process; carbohydrate metabolic process
Cellular component (GO): extracellular region
Molecular function (GO): chitinase activity; carbohydrate binding; chitin binding
Source: RefSeq, a predicted model, not a curated record
AUGUUGCUUGCUACGGAGGCCACGCAGAUAAUGCGUCGGCCAGACACGUACAAGGAUGUUCCACAUAGAUACUCCAUCGAGACCGACCCAAAGACACACGUUAUACAUAGACGGGCAACUGGAAAAGUAUCAAUGGCUUAUUUUACAAACUGGGGUAUAUAUGGUGCCAACUUUCAACCGACAGACAUAGUUCCUGGCCCUUUGACUCAUAUUCUUUAUGCAUUUGCUGACGUGUCUCCUGACACGGGUACCAUAUCCCUCACCGACUCGUACGCUGACGAGCAGAAACACUUCCCCACCGACUCUUGGAAUGAUACAGGAAACAACCUGUAUGGAUGCCUGAAGCAACUUUAUCUUCUCAAACUCGCACAAAGAAACUUAAAGGUUCUCUUGUCUAUUGGAGGCUGGACGUAUUCCCAAGCUGGACAUUUCGAUUUUGUCACGUCUGCUUCUUCUCGUGCCACGUUCGUUGCAAGCGCAGUGCAGCUCAUCGAAGACUACGGAUUUGAUGGAAUUGACAUCGACUUCGAAUAUCCAGCCAACACUGCCCAGGGACAAGGUCUGGCUGAUUUGAUGACAUCCCUCCGUACCGCAUUCGACAAUCUUGCUGCACAAAAGGGUGACCAGACGACGUACCUCCUCACGGCUGCUGUGGCUGCUGGUCCUGCCAACUAUGCCUUCCUUCAGGUUCCUCAGAUGAACGCUGCUUUGAGUUUCUGGAAUCUAAUGGCGUACGAUUACGCCGGAUCCUGGUUGACUUAUUCAGAUAACCAGGCCAAUGUCUACGGUGGUGCCAGAACAGGAUUCAGCACUGAUGCUGCUGUUAAAUUUUACUUCGGCGCUGGCGCUUCGCCAAACAAGUUUGUUUUGGGUAUGCCAUUGUAUGGCCACGCAUUCGAGAACACUGCAGGCCUCGGACAGCCCUAUAGCGGAAUUGGGCCUGGGACAAUCGAAGCCGGAAUAUAUUCUUACAGCGCUCUCCCAUUGGCCGGUGCUCAGGUCUUCGAGAACACAACUGAUAUCUCUAGCUAUUCAUACAAUUCAGCCACCCAAGAGCUUGUUUCCUACGAUACCCCAAAUAUCGUCAAGCUCAAAGUUCAAUACCUCGAGAGCAAAGGAAUGGCAGGUUCCAUGUUUUGGGAGCUAUCGACCGACAAAGUUGGCUCUCAAUCACUAGUUGGAGUUUCUGCAAGUGGCUUAGGAGCACUCGAUCAAACUCCAAACCACAUCAAUUUCCCGAACAGCAAGUGGGAUAACAUCCGAAACAACAUGGGCCAAGGAGGGUCUUCCACUGUCACUAGUACGAAACCGACCUCUACGGCUCCAGUAUCAACUUCCACCCCGUCUACUACUGCGAAGCCCACGACAUCAACCAAAUCAACGACUGCAAUCCCCAGUUCUACUGCAAGCUCGGGAUCUUUGUGCGCAGGAGUAGCGGCAUGGGUUUCAAACAUCGCAUAUACCGGUGGCGCUACUGUUACUUACGGAGGCCACCUCUGGUCGGCACAAUGGUGGACUCAAGCAGAUACUCCAGGAGGCGCCGCCGGUGUUUGGAUUGACAAGGGUGCUUGCUGA